Molecule: messenger RNA, 954 nt
Organism: Spirometra erinaceieuropaei
Lineage: Eukaryota; Metazoa; Platyhelminthes; Cestoda; Diphyllobothriidea; Diphyllobothriidae
Source: the annotation of a GenBank genome assembly
AUGACCCGUCUCUCCACCAUCUCCGGCAUCGCCAUCGUCCGCCUGCCUCAAGUGGAGACCAUCGCCAAACUCGAGCCCCCGCCAUCUCUACACGAAACCAUCACGGCCGUGCAGAAGCUCUGCAGUGGAAAUGUGCCCGGUUCCGACACGAUCCCUGCUGAGAUCCACAAACACGCUAGCCCCCAAAUCGUGGAUCAUCUGACGUCACUCUUCCAAGAGAUGCGGCGUCGAGGAGAAGUUCCACAGGAUUUCAAGGCCGCCAAAAUAGUCCAUCUCUACAAGCCGAAAGUUAAUCUCCAAUUCUGCGACAACCACAGAGGCAUCUCCUUACUGAACAUUGCCGGCAAGAUCUUCGCUCACAUCCUUAUCAGCUGUGUCAACGAACAUAUGGAACAAGGUCUCCUACAGGAAAGCCAGUGCGGCUUCCGUCGUCACCGCGGAACCACCGACAUAAUCUUCGCGGCUCGCCAACUCCAGAAGUGCCAUGAGAUGCGGACCCACCUGCACUCCACCUUCGCGCAUCUGAGAAAGGUCUUCGAGAAGGUGCAUCGCGAAGAACUGUGGAAACUCGUGCAGAAAUUCGGCUGUCCCGAACAAUUCACUCAGAUGGUGCAUCAGCUCCACAAUGGAAUGACGGCACGCGUCACGGACACUAAAGUCGUAUCAGAGGCAUUCGCAGUUACCAAAAGAGUGAAGCAGCGCUGCGUCCUCGUGCGCGCCCUCUUCAGUCUCAUGCGGACAAACGAACGUGACGAACGCCCCGGGUCCGCGUCGCCUACAGAACGGACGGCCAACUACUCAACCACCGGCGGGUGCACAUCCGAUCUCGUGUAUCCGCAACUUCCGUCUAUAAACUUCUCUUCUCCGACAGCUGCACUUUCAACGCCACCUCGGAAGGGGACAUGUAAGGCAGCCUGGGACUGUUCGCCGCCUUCUGCGACAACUUUGUCCUAA